AUGGUGCUUAGAAUAGCGAUACUCACUGACGAUGCCGGCGAAAUGUUUGGGAAUGUACCAUGUCCACGGUUUGACUUUGGAAAUGAUCAUGCAUGCAAUGGACUCCGGACUAGAUCUUACUUGGCUCGGCUUGACUUGCAAAAGGCUAGAGUUGAUGCUCGAAAAAAGCUGCGAUCUCAUCAGACAGCAGAAGCAAAACCUGAUUUUUCAAUUCGUGGAAAUGCCACUUCUAGACAGUUGCUGCGUCUCCAGCGUGGCCCAUCGUCUCAAGUUUCCACUUCUGGCGAAUUGUCUGACGUAAAUGUCAAUAUUAACACGGAUUUUGAGUCACGUGAAAAUACUGGAGCAUUAUUUGUAUCUGAGAAACAGGAAUCAAGAGAAAAUGAUUUUGCCUUAAAGGCAACUUUACUAGAUGGUUCAUCAUUGCCACCAUCCAACUAUUCAGUCUCGAGGCUAGUUGCAUUUGAUCUCAAAAUCAUGAACCUUUGCUUCCUCCAGCGUAUUUUUAAAUCUGCUCUCUGUCUGCGGAAGAUGACAUGGAAGCAUCACAUCCAUUCUGAGCUCAUCGAUCAUGGUGAGCAAGGCCACUUGUCUCCUGGGCUUGUCCUUCCAUCCCCCGGUUCAACUAAUCUAGGUGAAGUUACACCCUCUUGCUCAUCUGAAGUAUUUUCUAAGAUAGAGUAUCGUGCUGGCUUUGAUUAUGAGAAAUUUAAGAGUAGUAUUGGCCCAGCUACUUCUGACGCUGUUCCAUUUAACACUCGAAACAGCAAAAAUAAUAUGGUUAAUGAAGCAACUGAAAGUGAUAUUGCUGACAUCACUUUAAAACACGCGAAGUCCUCAGUAAUAGAACUUCAAGAAGCUGAUAAAGCGUUGGACGAUGCUUUUUCACAAGAGGAAGUAGAGGGGUUAGGUGAUGAAGAUGAUGUUAAUUUUGUCGAGAAUGAUAGGCUUGCAGGAUAUGAAGAUGCUGAUUCGGACUGCCUUGAUGAGAAUGCAGAUGUUGCCGGCUGGUGGAGUCCUGAGGGACUUCAAAUGGCUGAUUCUAAAGCAGCUUUGGUACAAGCUACUCUUCAAGAGCUAACACAAACAAGCUUUUCGUCCUACGACCGUUUCGGUCUCAGCAGACCUAAUGAUUCUUUAACUGCACCGGUAAGUGGUCAUUUAUCUCUACCUUUUUCCUUGUAA
Messenger RNA from Protopolystoma xenopodis, 1185 nucleotides. NCBI's taxonomy places the organism in Eukaryota, Metazoa, Platyhelminthes, Monogenea, Polystomatidea, Polystomatidae. The record is from the annotation of a GenBank genome assembly.